Molecule: messenger RNA, 3126 nt
Organism: Cataglyphis hispanica
Lineage: Eukaryota; Metazoa; Arthropoda; Insecta; Hymenoptera; Formicidae
Product: trace amine-associated receptor 9
Exons: 12
Coding region: 930-2180 (416 amino acids)
Biological process (GO): neuropeptide signaling pathway
Cellular component (GO): membrane
Molecular function (GO): corazonin receptor activity
Source: RefSeq, a predicted model, not a curated record
GCGUCGUCGCGACGCUCCUCUCUCUAUUUCUCUUUCUCUCUCUUUCUCGUUCCUCUCAGCUCUUUCGGUGGCAUUCGUAGCAUCGCGAUGCGUUCUUCCGUCGAUUAUUCCAUCGAAAGAGAGACAUCAUUAAUUUCCCUACGAUAAAUACAAACCAUACGAACUUGAUCAUUGAAAACGACCGGCGGGUAUAUAACAAAUAAUAAUAAAACAAGUUUUUAUCGCCAUUAUUCGAAAGUGUUUCCUUCAAUCUACACACCACGAGAAAAGUACAUGUAUUUCCUACAGAGGAGUUAUUAGAGGCGAAGGGGCGCCUUUUUUGUGUCAGAAGAGUGAAAAGGGAAACCAAAUCGUGAAGUUUUACUAGACGUGAUCCAUCUUGGUGUUCCGAUGAAGUGAUCUAUCGAUUCUUGUCGUGGAACAUAUCAGUCCCUCAAGAUUCUUCGCCUCUAAAAGUCACGCACGAGCGUUUUUUUUCAUCCUUUGCCUUCCGAAGCGUGGCGCACUCACUCAAGCCUUAUCGACAUUCGUGGAUUUACUACUGCCGAAAGCUUUUCGACUCGUCCGCACCUCUAUAUACGCAAGCUGCGAUGCAUCGCGCGGUAAGGGUGCAUUACCAAAGGUCGAAGUCACGCAUCGUUUUUCAGAUGCGCAUGAACGACUCGUGAGUCACGAUUGGUCUUUCGAGUGCGUCAUCAGACGCGCUCAAACGCUCGCAAUCGUGCAGAUCCUCGACGCUCUCGACGAUGAAGAAGCAGUGCUUAAAAAAACUGGUUGGCCAUCAGCGAGACAGGUUCUCAAAAACUCGCGAUCGACAGGGAUGAAAGGUCAUUCAGAAACCUUCAAAGUACGUGUGCCUCGAGCGAGACACGGGUGUCUCGUCUGGAGAUUCAGCACCGUAGACACGAGGGGAAAUAAGCGGUUAACCGAUGACAAUGGAACACAAACAGACAAUCUUGCUGGCACCAUCACUGAGCAACAGCAGCUGUUGGAGAGGCGGCACGUCCGAAGCUGCUUGGACAGGUCCAGGUCCUGGAGAACUGAUACGAGCUACACUAAUAUUACUGCUAAGUCUUGGCAUUCUGUGCGCCAAUCUUCUGGUGAUAUGCGUUAUCAAUAACAGACGGUAUAGCAAGUAUAUACAUGCUCAGCCCAGAUAUCUGCUGACGAGUUUAGCGAGUAAUGACUUAGCGAUUGGUCUUCUAGUGACGCCUUUCGGUUUCUUACCAGCUGUUUACGGAUGCUGGCCAUAUGGCGAAGUUGUUUGUCAAAUUCAGGCACUUCUUAGAGGCGCUUUGACUCAACAGAGCGCUGUUAUCCUCGUCUGUAUGGCAAUCGACCGUUACGUUUGCAUGCUACAUCCUCAUCGCUAUCACAAGCACUCUUCUAAAAGGUAUUACAUGCGGCAGGGUUGCGUGGCGGUGAUGUCGACCACCUGGAUAGCAAGCGUGGCGAUCUUUGGGGUUCUCGUGCUCCCCAGAGGCGGUUACUACUUCAAUGGGUCUGGCCUUCUUGCCUGCGAUCCCUUCUUCGCUAGAGCGUCCUUUAGGAUCCUGGCGUGUUGCUGUUUUUAUUUUCCAACGACGAUGGUGCUGAUGUACUGCUACGGUUCGGCCUUCCACGUUAACAAACUACGCUUGAAAAGAGUAGUCUGCGUCAACACGCCGGAAGUCGUUAGCGGCGGCCAUAUAGAGAGGCUUGUUGCCCACGAAAGACGAUUGUCAACUUCGGCCUCGCGAACAAUGGCUGCAAUGAGUUUAGGUUUCAUCGUCAUGGUCACACCGUGGACAAUUCAGGAAGUCGUUGUAGCUUGCACCGGAAGCAAGCCACCACCGUUUCUCGACUUCUUGGCCACGUGGCUGGCUCUCUCCAACAGCUUUUGGAAUCCUUUCCUCUACUGGCUGCUCAACAAUCAUUUCCGCCGAAUUUCGCGGGAGCUUCUUUACACUAAGAUUCUGUGCAGAUCUAAGCCGUUAGGAACGAAACAACAUUGCUGCGCGACCAGCACCGGUGGCUUGGAUGUUUGCAGCAUCGCCGGUGUCGACCUAUCAGGUUUGGAGCGUUGCUCAAUGGAACGAUGCUCAAUGGCGCGUUGUUCCUCAUUAUCAUUAGCGAAUACGCCACCGCCGCUCCCUUGGGAGACCGGACAUAUGGCACAUAGCGACGCAGCAUCCACGUGAGCCAAAGAUGCCGCCACGCAGACGGAGGAUUACGGAUCUUCAGACGACGCCAGUUAGUACAGCGUGGCGGCAAGCCGGCAACCGACUUUGCUCCAACAGUUACGGGCACAAUAUCAAUCUUCUGUAUCUCUACAUCCGCGGGACAACGCUGCACCUUCGCUGGCACGAGGGAGAUUUUCGCGCGUUGCGAUGGUCGGGCCGGGCCAGUAUCAUCGAUACGAUCGACGGCAUCAUUUCGAGUACACGCGCUUCAGGAGCCUGCCAGAUCUCGUUCGGGAUCUAGAAUCGCGGUAAAACACUAAUUGCGAAUCAUAUUAUCGAAUCAGGGUACUAUCGCGCCGUUGUCGUAUCGCGGUUCGCAUAAGAAGGCUUGAUCUCACCGCGCUCUCAUCAGCACGUUAUAAUCGCGAAUUCCAUGCUCCGAAACGACAUACGUGAGAGCAUAUACGUGAAGCGUGUGUCGACACACAGCGAUUAGUUUUCGUCGCGCGACAAGAUCGAUUACGGAAAUUAAUUACGGCACCGACGGGGAUACUAAUCGCGCUGCUUUCGACGAUGUACAUGGAGAUGUUUAAUCACGGCGGAGCGCUCUGCGAGUGUUAACGUCAUCCACGCCCGCAUUUACCUCCUUCUCCACGAUUAAUUAUUAACGCGUGAGUGUUUUCAUACUACAAACGAUGCGCUCAGGCGUAUAAUUGAUCUUCCUUUUACGACUAACUUUUUCUUUACGAUUUUUCAGAAUAUAAAAUGAUUGUUUGAAAGUACAGAUCCAAAGUACUUCUUUCAGCAGUUCUUGAUUAAUUUAAAAUUGAAUCUUUCUAAAAGAAAUUUUAUUUUAUUUUGAAUAUCUUAUAAUGCAAUAGGCCUAGCGAUACAGUCACAAGUUAUAAAUGACGUAAAAUCAUAUGUCGAAUAGAUAAAAUAAAAUUCAUGAAAAAGGAAGAUA